Messenger RNA from Nannospalax galili (Upper Galilee mountains blind mole rat), 402 nucleotides. Its product is annotated as keratin-associated protein 9-3-like. Lineage: Eukaryota; Metazoa; Chordata; Mammalia; Rodentia; Spalacidae. The transcript has a single exon. The coding region runs from base 1 to 402 and encodes 133 amino acids. The record is from RefSeq and is a predicted model, not a curated record. Gene Ontology annotation, cellular component: keratin filament.
AUGGCCUGCUGCGCUACCAGCUUCUGUGGGUUCCCCACUUGCUCCACUGGUGGGACCUGUGGCUCCAGCUGCUGCCAACCAAGUUGCUCCCAGUCCAGCUGCUGCCAACCCAGCUGUUGUCAGCCCAGCUGCUGUGGAACUGGCAGUGGCCAAGAAGGUGGCUCUGGCCCCGUGAGCAGCCGGGUCAGGUGGUGCCGCCCAGACUGCCGUGUGGAGGGCACCUGCCUGCCCCCCUGCUGUGUGGUGAGCAGCACACCCCCCACCUGCUGCCAGCUGCACCAUGCCCAGGCCUCCUGCUGCCGCCCAUCCUACUGUGGACAGUCCUGCUGCCGCCCAGCCUGCUGCUGCCACUGCUGCCCGCCCACCUGCUCUGAGCCCAGCUGCUGUGAGCCCACCUGUUGA